Messenger RNA from Alternaria arborescens, 441 nucleotides. RefSeq lists its product as hypothetical. NCBI's taxonomy places the organism in Eukaryota, Fungi, Ascomycota, Dothideomycetes, Pleosporales, Pleosporaceae. The record is from RefSeq and is a predicted model, not a curated record. The transcript has a single exon. Bases 1 to 441 code for a protein of 146 amino acids.
AUGUACCACUACCUCAUCCGUGGUGACUACGAAGUCCUCCGCAACGAAGUCCAGGACUUCUUCGACCACAAGCACUGGCAUGUCCAAUCCAUUCCCGACCCUCGGGAUCACGAUCCAGAACGUUAUGCCAUCCUAGCAGCCAUAACGGAAUAUCUUGCACAUGGUAUCAAUCGGCGUAUCAUGAUUUCUCAGGGCUAUCGGAAGGAUCCAAUAGGUCCGUGGCGGACGGUGGCCUACCACUUUUUCCAUGGUACCAAGGGCUAUCUGCCGAUUCUUGAGAAGCUAGAUAAGGCGCCGAAGUGGGCAGGAAGGGUCAAAAUGGUGGAGAGUAGGCUGGAAAUCUGUCAGGGUUGGACAAGUGAGGUCUGGGGUGAGAAGAGUAGUUUGAAGUUUGCGGCGAAGGGAAUUGUGUGCACUGAGAUCGUGGAGUGCUUCAUUUGA